Messenger RNA from Trichechus manatus latirostris (Florida manatee), 1851 nucleotides. RefSeq names its product small G protein signaling modulator 3 (gene SGSM3). Lineage: Eukaryota; Metazoa; Chordata; Mammalia; Sirenia; Trichechidae. The transcript is spliced from 15 exons. The record is from RefSeq and is a predicted model, not a curated record. Gene Ontology annotation, molecular function: protein binding. Bases 214 to 1851 code for a protein of 545 amino acids.
UCAUCCUCGUGUCCCACAGACGCUGACCCCAGCUCCAGCAGGCUCCUGGGUUCCUCGCUGUUGGAGGAGCCUCAGCAGACACUGAAGUGGCAGGCCCACCUGGAGUUCACCCACAACCACGACGUGGGGGACCUCACCUGGGACAAGAUCGCAGUCUCCCUGCCCCGCUCGGAGAAGCUGCGCUCCCUGGUGCUGGCUGGCAUCCCCCACAGCAUGAGGCCACAGCUGUGGAUGCGGCUCUCAGGGGCCCUGCAGAAGCAGCACAGCUCCGAGCUGUCAUACCGUGAGAUGGUGAAGAACAGCUCCAACGACGAGACCAUUGCUGCCAAGCAGAUAGAGAAGGACCUGCUCCGCACCAUGCCCGGCAACGCCUGCUUUGCCAACGUGAGCAGCAUCGGGGUGCCACGCCUGCGCAGGAUCCUCCGGGCCCUGGCCUGGCUCUACCCCGAGAUCGGCUACUGCCAGGGCACCGGCAUGGUGGCCGCCUGUCUCCUGCUGUUCCUGGAGGAGGAGGAUGCUUUCUGGAUGAUGUGUGCCAUCGUUGAGGACCUGCUGCCUGCCUCCUACUUCAGCACGACCCUACUAGGCGUCCAGACAGACCAGCGCGUCCUGCGCCACCUCAUCGUCCAGUACCUGCCUCGGCUAGACAAGCUGCUCCAGGAACACGACAUUGAGCUGUCCUUGAUCACGCUGCACUGGUUCCUCACGGCCUUCGCCAGCGUGGUGCCCCUCAGGCUACUGCUGCGCAUCUGGGACCUGUUCUUCUAUGAGGGCUCCCUGGUGCUGUUCCAGACCACGCUAGGCAUGCUGCGCCUCAAGGAGGAGGAGCUGAUUCAGUCAGAGAACUCGGCCUCCAUCUUCAACACACUGUCGGACAUCCCAUCGCAGAUCGAAGAUGCAGAGCUGCUGCUGGGGGUGGCCAUGCAGCUGGCUGGCUCCCUCACGGACAUGGCUGUGGAGACCCAGCGCCGCAAGCACCUGGCCUACCUCAUUGCAGACCAGGGCCAGCUCCUGGGGACCAGCACCACCACCAACCUCUCGCAGGUGGUUCGACGCAGAGCCCAGCGCAGGAAGUCGGGUAUCACCUCCCUGCUCUUUGGGGAGGAUGACCUGGAGGCACUCAAGGCCAAGAACAUCAAGCAGACGGAGCUGGUGGCCGACCUGCGGGAAGCAGUCCUGCGCGUGGCACGCCAUUUCCAGUGUACAGACCCCAAAAACUGUAGUGUGGAGCUGACCCCAGACUAUAGCAUGGAGAGCCACCAGCGGGACCAUGAGAACUACGUGGCAUGUUCGCGCAGCCACCGGCGCCGCGCCAAGGCCCUGCUGGACUUUGAGCGGCACGACGACGAUGAACUGGGCUUCCGCAAGAACGACAUCAUCACAAUCAUUUCCCAGAAGGACGAACACUGCUGGGUCGGGGAGCUCAACGGCCUGCGAGGCUGGUUUCCAGCCAAGUUUGUGGAAGUCCUGGAUGAGCGGAGCAAAGAGUACUCCAUUGCGGGGGACGACUCUGUGACCGAAGGCAUCACGGACCUCGUACGGGGGACCCUCUGCCCGGCCCUCAAGGCUUUGUUUGAACACGGGCUGAAGAAGCCGUCCCUGCUGGGUGGUGCCUGCCACCCCUGGCUGUUUAUCGAGGAGGCAGCGGGCCGGGAGGUCGAGAGAGACUUCAACUCGGUGUACUCCCGCCUGGUGCUCUGUAAGACAUACCGGUUGGACGAAGACGGCAAAGUCCUGACCCCAGAGGAGCUGCUUUAUCGGGCCGUGCAGUCAGUGAACAUGACCCAUGAUGCAGUGCAUGCCCAGAUGGAUGUGAAGCUCCGCUCCCUCGUCUGCGUGGGGCUCAAGUGA